GCGUUCUCGAGCUGUAUGGUAGUACGGAGUAGGAAAGAAAUCCGCGUUCACGUUCGACACACAAACACACACACACACACUCAACCUAGAAGCAAGGGGGCGCUUUAUCGACUCUCUUUUUACUGUCAGUUCAAGUGCGACGUCCAGAGGAGGCUCGUUCACGGAAAUACGCGGCGCUUGUCGUUGAAGCUGAAAUCGGUAGCAGGUCCCCCCUCCUUAACCCUCCCCUACCACGACCGAGCACCGGAACCGAGCGGAUUUUUGAAGCGAAACGAUGGCGGAGUCGGACAACAGCGUAGAAGUAGUGGCGGCGGCAGUGGGAGCAGCGGGCUCGAACGUCAACACCGCCGAUGCUGGAGGAACAGCCGCGCCCGGAGUAGUCACUGGAGCCGCGGGAUCCAAACCCGGCCUGGAGAUGGUGAAGGGGCAGAAUUUCGACGUGGGCCCGCGAUACACCGACCUCCAGUACAUCGGGGAGGGGGCCUACGGGAUGGUCUGCUCUGCUUUGGACCAUGUGAACAAGGUCCGAGUGGCCAUUAAGAAGAUCAGCCCGUUUGAGCACCAGACGUACUGCCAGCGCACGCUGCGAGAAAUCAAGAUCCUGCUGCGCUUCCGUCAUGAGAACAUCAUCGGCAUCAACGACAUCCUGAGAGCGCGCCGCAUCGACUACAUGCGCGACGUCUACAUUGUCCAAGACCUGAUGGAGACAGACCUGUACAAGUUGCUAAAGACCCAGCAGCUCAGCAAUGAUCACAUCUGCUACUUUCUGUACCAGAUCCUGCGUGGGCUGAAGUACAUUCACUCUGCCAACGUCCUCCACAGAGAUCUGAAGCCCUCUAACCUGCUCAUCAACACCACCUGUGACCUCAAGAUCUGUGACUUUGGGUUGGCACGGAUAGCUGACCCAGAGCAUGACCACACUGGGUUCCUCACAGAGUACGUGGCUACUCGCUGGUACCGUGCUCCUGAGAUCAUGCUUAACUCCAAGGGCUACACAAAGUCCAUUGAUAUCUGGUCAGUGGGUUGCAUCCUGGCUGAGAUGUUGUCCAAUCGUCCCAUUUUCCCAGGAAAGCACUAUCUGGACCAGCUCAAUCAUAUACUUAGUGUUCUUGGCUCUCCUACUAUGGAAGAUCUACACUGUAUAAUCAACAUGAAAGCCAGAAACUACUUGCAGUCCCUCCCAUCGAAGCCCAAAGUUCCAUGGACCAAACUCUACCCCAAGGCGGAUAGCAAAGCUCUGGAUUUGUUGGACCGCAUGUUGACCUUCAACCCCAUCAAGCGUAUAAAUGUGGAGGAAGCACUGGCACACCCUUACCUGGAGCAGUACUAUGACCCCAGUGAUGAGCCGGUGGCUGAGGAGCCCUUUACUUUUAACAUGGAGCUAGAUGACCUUCCUAAAGAGAGGCUGAAGGAACUCAUCUAUGAGGAGACAGCACGAUUCCAGGCCAACUAUCAAGGCUCCUGAGGGAAACAAGCACCCACGGCGAGUGACCAAGCCAUGCUAAGGCUAAGAACAAGAUAACUCCAAACAAGCUACAAAAGAUGUACACACGUGGUAUCCGGAAAAAAAAAAUUUAAAGAAAAAAAAUGUAAAUGGAAAACUUGAGUGUUUCUUUUCUUUCUUGCCUGGAGGCUCUGUUUGGGUUUUAAACCCGCUAUGUUAACGCCAUCGAGUGGAGGCAGCUGUCUCCACCGUGUCACUCCAUGCUGUACACGAGCCUCCACUCUUUCACCACCUAAUGCUUAUCUUUCUAAAACUUUAUCUUCUUCUCCUUGUCCUUUCGCGCACUCUCCCUCGCUCUCAUCUCACCACAAUCGGCCCGUUGUUGGUCUAUUUACACCAUUAAAACGGAGGGAAAAAAUAGCGAGGGAUGGACCGAGCGAGCAUAUCAUUACUAUAGGCUCUGUCUGGGUGUGUACAUAUAUAUGUAUAAGUAAUUUGGAGGGGUUUUUUUUUGCAUUCUCUCUGAGUAUUGUAUGUUCGAGAUCCGUUUGUACACUGUAAUUUGAAUGUUAUGAUCCUUUGCGCAAUGUGUUUUGUAUUUGGAGAGUUUAUAUUUGAGUUAUAUGUUAGAUUUUUUUUUUUUUUUUUUUUAAACAAAAUACAUGUAUACAUAUUAGAAUCCUGGUUUUCCCUUCAAGCAUUUCUGCUCCACAUGGUGAAAAACCAAUGCUGGUGAUUGAGAAAAAUAUACAGGAUGAAAAUGUAUAGAACUCAGUCUUGCUUUAUUUUACCAUAUCUGAUUCCGUUGAUUUUUAACUUUUUUUUUGGAAACUCUCUCGCCAGUACUCUUGGAAAAUAAAGCCAUCAGUAUCAUCAAACCUCGAAUAUCAUCCCCACAUUCUUUUCUUUUUCAUUUUUCCCCCUGUGUAUCUACGUUCAUUUUUGCUGCUGCAAUUACACUCUACACAUUCAAUGUUCAUUUCUUUGACGUUUUGAUAAAGUGUGCAUUUUCUCCCA
Molecule: messenger RNA, 2461 nt
Organism: Silurus meridionalis
Lineage: Eukaryota; Metazoa; Chordata; Actinopteri; Siluriformes; Siluridae
Gene: mapk3
Product: mitogen-activated protein kinase 3
Exons: 9
Coding region: 275-1465 (396 amino acids)
Biological process (GO): protein phosphorylation; intracellular signal transduction
Cellular component (GO): cytoplasm; nucleus
Molecular function (GO): ATP binding; MAP kinase activity
Source: RefSeq, a predicted model, not a curated record